GUAAUAAAACAUACUAAUAAAUCCAAUUAAACUUUGUUACUAUUGCUGUCGCAUCCACAGCCUAAAAUUUUGUAGUCAGUGACCUUCCAAAUUAUUUUUAAUGUUGACAACUAUCCACAUCUAUGCUACAACAAAGAUCUAUUUGCUAUAACUUAUGCCACGUAGACAAAAAAUCUAAGAACAGUAUAACUGCGUCGAACUUACAUCAUUUUUGAUCAGUAUAACUUGUGCCACGUAGACAAAAAAUCUAAAAACAGUAUAAUUGGGUUGAAUUUAAAGUUAAGUAUUGUUUUCUAAAACAAUUGUCUUUCUGAAUAAUUCAAAACUUCUGUAGGAAGUAGAAUUAAAUAAUAAGACCAAUAAAAAUAUCAAAAAUGAUAUUAAAGGGAAUUUUUACCCUUUUAACUAUUUUUUAUCUCCAAAAUGCCGUCAUAUCAGAUUCUCAACAAGUCUUAUUUGAAACUACUGAUAUAAAUUCCAUUAAAAAAUUUAUCGAUGAAAACUAUAAUGCAUCCCGCAGUAAUUUUUCAGUGUUUGAAAAUUUGACUUGGGAUGAAAAAAACAAAACAGCUGGAGACUUUUACCUGAAAAUGACAACAUUGAUUGAAAAAUUAUCAAAAAUGAAAUCGAGCGAUGAAGGCUCUGCUCUUUAUUGGUGGGAUAAUGUAGUAGUAAAAGAGUUGAAAGCUAAUGUAGUAAGUGUCAAGAACCCUAUUGAUAUGUUCUACUUAAAUGGUCAACUAAACAAUGUACGCAAGGCAAUUGAGUACGACGUAAGAAGAUUAUCCUCACUUUCUUUAACUUUUGCUCCAAAUACCCGGAACGCAAAUUACUGUAUGCAUGCGUGGGCAUUAAAUUGGUAUUCCAUAAAUCAUCCUAAUUUCGAAUCCGAGUUACGUGAAUCGUACAUUCAUAUGGGUCAAUUUGGCAAUAUUCGCGAAGUCUUUUAUGAUUUAUUAUUACACUUGUCUCGUGAAGAAAAGACAGAAAACAACAGAUACGAUUACUGUAAACGAUUUUCUUCAUUCCAUCAAAGACUGUACAAUUUAUACAGACAAGUUGUAGUUGAAAGCUUUCAAGAGUUUAGUGUGAGAUAUUUCGCCUCUAUGGGAGAGGCAAUUUGUGAUUCACAAGUUGAUAUGUGGAUCCUCAAAGAGAUGGAAGAAAACUUAUUUAAUUCAUUGAAGACAAUAAUGGAGUCAACCAAAGAAGUUUUGUACAACAUGACAUAUUAUAUGUUUCCGUGUGAUCCGACAUACCAUGAAAACAUGGAUGAAGAAACAAACCUUGAGUUAGAGAAAAUGGUGCAGACGGUAAUAAUUGCAGAAGAGGAUUUGAGCACCACGCACUCCUGCAGCCAUAACUGUAACACGAACUUAAUAAAAGAUACUUUAAACAAGAAAGAGUGUGAUGAAUUUCUGGACUGUCGAUAUAGUACGCCCGGUUACCAGAUCACUGAAUUGACAAAUAGCAGCAGACGUUAUGGAUAUUUUACCGGUAUUGAUGGUGAAGACAAAAAGCAGUAUGGUGACCCCGAUCGGUUUUUCGAGAACCUUGAAUAUUCUUCAGAUGUAUCUAGUUCAUACGACUGGGGUUCAAUGAGAUACUGUGACUACUGUAUUUGUACUUGUGCUAUCAAGCCGUCGCGCUCGCCACAUGUAAUUACUGCUAUCAGUUUGAGAGAUCAAGUUUCGGAUAUCGAAAACAACAUGGCUAUUUCGGGUGCUAAGUUUGUGAAGAAAGAUGGCAUGAUUCAUAUUCAAAUCUUAGAGGGUGAAGUUCUACCUCACGGUCAACUUGGAUAUGAAGUGUGGAAGCCAUUGGAAGAAUUUACUUACAAUGAAAGUACUAAAAAAUUCUAUGUCUUGAAAAAUAAUGAGUCCCAAAUUCCACUUGAGUUUGGAGUUGAUUAUGCUCGUCCACAUGAAAUGAACUUGAACAAUGUGAUGGCACCAAAGAAGCAUGCCAUCACAGGAGUCCGCUGGCGAUUCGCCGGAGAUUCUCUUGAAUUUCCCAAACGAAAGCAAGGUCCAAUUGAAUUACAAGUUCGAGUAACAUCUCUCGAUUUUUCGAGAGGAAAAUUAAUUAAUCUCGAUCAAUCAUCAUGGAUAACUCCUAAAGAACAAGUUCUCAAAGAUGAAUUGAUAUUAGAAAAUCCAGAUAAUCCUAAUUAUGUGAGUGAAAAUACUGGCUGGAUUUUCGGAAACCAAGAAGAUCCUCAGUACGGGCAAUUAAAAAUUCAUUCGACUGUAACGUCAAAUAAAUUUGUUAAAUUCCGAGCAUCUGAUUUGAUAAAAGAUGCUGGACAGUCAACUGUGCCAUUCUUUGAUGGACGUGAAACUAUAAUGUAUAAAAGUUUUUUGGGUGGAGUCGGUCUUGUUCAUCGCGGUCUUCCUGAUUCUGGUGGACAUAUUGCCUUCAAAAUUUUCGAUUUUGAUAUGUCGCCUUAUUUCAUUAUCAACGACGAUACUUCUCAAACAUUAUUGGAUUCACUCUUACAAGCACGCGUCUAAAUAGAGUUAUCGAUGAAAAACAAGGGUUGGAAACUAACGUUGAAUGGUAAGAAAAAUAUAAAAAAAAAUUUUAUAACGAUUAAGGAAGUUCGAGCGUAACU
Cotesia glomerata is the source of this 2614-nucleotide messenger RNA. RefSeq lists its product as uncharacterized. Bases 375 to 2513 code for a protein of 712 amino acids. The transcript is spliced from 7 exons. NCBI's taxonomy places the organism in Eukaryota, Metazoa, Arthropoda, Insecta, Hymenoptera, Braconidae. The record is from RefSeq and is a predicted model, not a curated record.